AUGUCUGAACCAAUACCAGAUUCCAUACCCACCUCAGCUGAUCCACGAUCUCAUCGACCCAUCAAACGCGCUCGUGGCGCAGACACUGCUUUAGCCUCCCAAGCCAACGAAAUCGAGAAUCUGUUCCUCGAUCCCAACAGGCAGUUGAACCUCCCGCCGCCAUCAACCGCCCGCAAAUCUAGCUUGCCCGCACCACCUGAGAUCGUCGCGAAUGUACAGGGCUCAUCCGCGGGUGCGGGUAGCGGAGAAUUCCACGUUUACAAGGCGAGCCGGCGGCGAGAAUAUGAACGAUUAAGGUUGAUGGACGAGGAGGCGAAGAAGGGCGAGGACGAUGAGAAAUGGGCGAGGGAAGAGCGAGAACGCAAGGAAAGGGACGAGGAGCGCACUCGCAAGAAGCGUGAGAAGCGGAACAAGAAGAAGAAUAACAAGGGAAAGGACGGGAAGCAGAACGGUAAUGGAGUUCAUGGAAAGUCUCCCGCCGUGAAUGGAGACGAGGCCAACGGACAUGAUACGAAAGGCGCGGAGGGUGUGAAAAGGAAGCCCAACUUGCAGGUUCCGAGAAGGGGAAGUCGAGAUGACGAUCAUGGAAGUGAUUUUGGUGUUGCUGAUGUGGUCAAAGAGGCUGGCAUUACGAUUCAUGAUGACGAUUGA
Messenger RNA from Exophiala aquamarina CBS 119918, 651 nucleotides. RefSeq lists its product as uncharacterized. Gene Ontology annotation, cellular component: nucleolus. The coding region runs from base 1 to 651 and encodes 216 amino acids. Gene Ontology annotation, molecular function: protein kinase inhibitor activity; protein kinase binding; double-stranded RNA binding. The transcript has a single exon. The record is from RefSeq and is a predicted model, not a curated record. Lineage: Eukaryota; Fungi; Ascomycota; Eurotiomycetes; Chaetothyriales; Herpotrichiellaceae. Gene Ontology annotation, biological process: negative regulation of protein kinase activity.